Arctia plantaginis is the source of this 1233-nucleotide messenger RNA. Lineage: Eukaryota; Metazoa; Arthropoda; Insecta; Lepidoptera; Erebidae. The record is from the annotation of a GenBank genome assembly.
AUGCAACGUAUAUGGCAGUCGGGAAUACUGUGGGAUGAGUGCAUCAAGGACCCCGAGGCAACUAUUUGGUUUCAGUGGCUGAACCAACUGAAAGCUCUAUCGAAUGUAGUUGUACCCCGGUGGUACGGAUUGCAACGGACAGCCGUAGAUAUUCAUGUCUUUGGAGAUGCCAGCGAAAAGGCGUACGCUGCCGUAGCAUUUCUAGUAGGUACCGACAUCGCGGGCAAUAGGGUGCCAUGGCCGAGCUACAAGCGUGAGGAGUUUCCCGCUGAUGACACAGAACGCUUCGAGAGGGUGUUAGUAGUGGGUGACAACCCUAAACCCCUAAUUGACGUGAAACGCUACUCCACGUGGACGAGAGCGUUGCGUGUCUUCGCACGCGUUCUCACCUUCAUAACCGCGUGCAGAACCAAGCAGAGGAUAGCAGUAAGUACGCUCACGAUAAACAAUAUACAGGAAGCUGAGCGUUUGUUACUUAAGCAGUCGCAGGCACGAUCAUUUCCAGAAGAACUGAGCACGCUGCGAGUUGGGCUUCCGUUGCCUAAAUCAAGUCGUUUGCUGAAAGUCGACCCCGCGGUGUAUGACGACGAGCUGCUUCGUGUCAGGGGACGCCUUGGAGCUUCAACGGAAUUAUCAUUCGACGAGAAACACCCCGUAAUCCUUGAUGGAAGUUGUCCCAUCACACGGCUCCUUGUGCAGCACUACCAUGAACGAGCAAUGCAUGCCAACCACGAGACAGUCGUCAACAAUGUACGAGAGAGGUUCUGGGUUACUUGCAUUCGGCCUACUGUGAAGGCUGUCGUUGCACGCUGCCAGCAUUGUAGGGUACAACGCGCGCAGCCCAACCCUCCGAAGAUGGGUGACUUACCACUCGUCAGGCUCACCACCACUCGGCGAGCAUUCGUUAAUUGUGGGAUCGAUUAUUUUGGUCCCAUGGAAAUCACUAUAGGACGGCGCCGGGAGAAACGCUGGGGUGUGUUGUUCACAUGUCUGACUACACGCGCCGUCCAUCUCGAGUUGGCUGCAUCACUCAGCAGUGACUCUGCCAUACUUGCCUUACGCCGCUUAAUAGCGCGUCGCGGGCAACCUGCGAUAAUUCUGAGCGACUGUGGCACAAAUUUCGUAGGAGCGAACAAGGAACUCCGUGCUGCUCUGCGAGGCCUGAAUGCCGAACGACUGCGAGGUAUUUUCUCUAAGGAAAUUGAUUCAGAUGAGGCAACACAUAAUAUAUAA